GUGACAAAAAUGUAUGUUUAAAAGUUUUGAAGCAGAAUGCAAACAAAUUUGUAAGAUUUAUUCUUCGCGCCAAUGUUUAAAUUUCAACUGCGGCUGCCAACUGAACUAGCUCCCCAAUGGAGUCCCAUCCCUGACUUAUCGCACCUGGGCGGUUAUCGGAUUUUUUUCGCCACUAAUUUGUUGUUGUUUGGCACGCAGGAAGAAAAAGGAAUAUAACAUUUGGAAAACCGUGCGAAAAUUGUUUUUCCCCACGGGUCCACUUAGUUAUCAUAGUCCGCGAAAAGAGUCCGUUGUAAUGGCCGCGAUCCUACGUUUCUGAGGACUGCCCCGUCACCACGGUUUGCCGAAGGGUAGUCCCGGGUUAUAACACUGGAAAAUCCAGUGUUUUGUGCAAUCAAAUGAUAGUGGCACAUAUUCGAACAUCGCAGCUUAAGCCCGAGCUGCAAUGAUCUCGCCGGAGCAAGAAGAGGUAAAUAUGGUCCUGGAUCGCCAUGUACGGCAGAAUAUCCAGGACAUGAUGCACGAGGCUCAUGUCCAGGCGAGCCUGCUGGAGAGCGAGGCUGCAGGACGUGACCGUUUCCACUCGGACUCGAGCUUGGACCAGGAUUCUCUUCACGCCGAAGAUUCCAUGGCUGUGAUGGACUCCUUGUCCGCCGAUGGCAUCGUGGAGGAGGAUCUGACCACCGAGCAGGGCGCCAGCCAGGUGCAAAACUACCAUGACAUGAUGGUGGACACUGAUCACCACAUCGACAUCAAUGGGUCGCUGCGCAAACGUCGCGGAAAUCUGCCCAAGCACUCUGUAAAGAUUUUGAAGCGCUGGCUGUAUGAGCACCGCUAUAACGCCUAUCCGAGCGAUGCGGAGAAGUUCACCCUGUCCCAGGAGGCCAAUCUGACGGUGCUUCAAGUGUGUAACUGGUUCAUCAAUGCCCGUCGCCGUAUUCUACCCGAGAUGAUCAGGCGCGAGGGCAACGAUCCCUUGCACUUCACCAUAUCGCGACGUGGCAAAAAGGUUAGCCCCAACUGUUCGGGCUCUAGUGCAUUGGGCCUAAACUUGACUGGGCCGAAUCCCGCACAUGGAAGCCCCGCUUCCGAAGUGGUCGUUGGCGCCACAGAGGAGGUGGACGGCGCCGGUGAGAUACACGAGGGCAUCGCCAAUGUGCUGACCAACUUUGAGCAGUAUGUGCAGGGCCCCAACGGACAAAUGGUGAAGAUGGAGCCAGAGUACGAGGACAGCGUCAUCUACAGUUGGCAGCAGGCCAUUGCAAACAACCCGAUGGGCUUUCAAAGUCUUCACUCCUCGCUUCAAGCAACCAUGAUCGAUAAAAUUCAAAACUAUCAGAUGCGCAAGGCUGCCGCCAUUGGGGGUUCGUCUGGCUCCGGUGGUGCUGGUGGUUCGAAUUCCAACUCCAAUUCAGCCACAUCCAUACUGCCAUACAGCCUUUUUGGCCAGCUGCCGCCAGAGUUCGAUGACGAAGAAAAACCAAGUCCUCCGAAGCGCGUAAGAAAGCGGCAGGCUACCGCAAAGACGCCCGGAGAGAAAACCAAGCAAGCAAAGCAAAAGACUGGGAAUAAGCAAGAAAUCAUGUACUGCUAUCAAGAUGCGUUCGGCGGAUUCGUGGUGGCUCCUAGGUCCGAGGGCGAAGAGAGUGGACAGGGAUACGAGUCCUGUGAGCAGAACAGCGAGGAGGAAGUACGCUUCGAGACCUCCGACGAUUGGCAGAGCGUGAUGAAAACUGUAUUUGGUACUGAGGAAGUAAGCACUUCGGCUGGCAAUAAUCCAAGUACCUCUGGCUCUAAGGAAUCUGCUCAGAACACCGCCUUCUGGAAUCCCAAUCAGCAGACUGCCAAGCGUGACGUGAACCAACAGUUGACCGACUUCAAUAACGAGUUGAUACAGGCCUCAGAACUGCAGGCUAUCGAACCAACCAGUUCCAAUCAACAGGACAUCGGCGACAAUCUGCAGGCAGACGAGGUGUUCCCCAGUGCCGAAGCAGAAACUGGCCAGAAUCAAUUAUCGGCAAUAUCCCAGGGCACCAGUCCAGAUGAGCGUGACAAGUACAAGUGUCUCUAUUAUCUAGUGGAAACUGCCAUGGCUGUGCGCCAAAACGAUGACGUCCAGGACGACGAUUUUGUUUACAUGGGAGACUAGAGCCCUAAACCAAAAAAAAAAAAACACGCAACAGAUCCCGACUUUCCGAUGUGCCGAGGCGUGUAUAUAUAUAUAUAUAUAUACAUAUAUAUUUAAGUAAUUUAAUUCAAGAGCAGCCUAAAAUUUGGCUCUAACCCCUGUUACUGCGUUAAUUGAGUAGGUUACUAACAUAAUGUACAAAUCUAUAGAUCAAUUAGCAAUGCAAUCGCCCAGUCAAAUACCCAUAUCGACACCAAGUCAAUUCGCGAACAAAUCGGCUUAGUUUUGGACCUGACUCUUUCAAACUAAACACGAUUAUGUAUACAACUGAUACUUGAAUAAACCAAAAACCCACGCAUUUGCAAUACACUUUGCCAUACAAA
This is a messenger RNA of Drosophila teissieri, 2511 nucleotides long. RefSeq names its product homeobox protein Mohawk. NCBI's taxonomy places the organism in Eukaryota, Metazoa, Arthropoda, Insecta, Diptera, Drosophilidae. Gene Ontology annotation, biological process: regulation of transcription by RNA polymerase II. Gene Ontology annotation, molecular function: DNA-binding transcription factor activity, RNA polymerase II-specific; RNA polymerase II cis-regulatory region sequence-specific DNA binding. The record is from RefSeq and is a predicted model, not a curated record. Bases 446 to 2149 code for a protein of 567 amino acids. The transcript has 9 exons.